GGUUUACCGAGAUGCGCAGGGCUUCGACGCGACGGAGGUCGGGAGGCUGCUGGUGAAUUACAAAUCGGGACGCGAAGCCACCAUGAACCACUUGCCUUAUUUGUGCGUUAUGAAUUACGGUGCGUUUUAGUGAGAAAAACUGUCUUCUUGGAGGGAGAAGCUCGCCAAGCAGCCGCACGCUGAAAUUCAUUUUUCCUCGGCUAAGCAUUUCCACAGACGACCAUGGAGACCUCCGUAGGCAUCGGUCAUGCUCUCUGGAUUGGGCCAUAAAAAGCUGAAAAGAGGCACAGUGGCGCCCCCUACUGGUGCCUGGGAUCAUCUGAGCUAAGAGACACCCGUGCAUAUCUGCUGCUGACUGGCUGGAAAUGAAACUAUUGAGUCUACACCUCAACACAACGCAUGGCUGAUAGUGCAAUGUGGGGGUUUGCAGGGAGCGGUGAGUUGUAAAGUCCCCAGUAUUACAGCACAUGGAGGUCAAAGGACAUCUGAUCACAUCUAUGGGUUUGGGGGCUCCAGAUGUUCAAGGCUGCCAGGACAGCAAGCUGCAGGCGGAGCGUGUUGCAGCUCUGCAGGAGAGGAAGCAGGCCCUGGAGGCUCUCCUCAACAGUCGAGUUGGAGAGCUCAAACAAAUCUGUUUGCAGGAGGCGGAGCUGACUGGGAAGCUGCCACGUGCUUUCCCCCUGGAAACAGGAGAGAAACCCCCACUGGUGCAGCGCAGGGCUGGCCUGGCGCCCAACACCAAGGCGGAGGAUGAGGCUGCCCAGAGAAAGCAGAUGAAAGCCCUCUUCACUGGUGCUUUAUACAGACACUCAGAAACAGACCGAAAUGUCCCAAAUAGCAAGAGGACAGUUCAUCGGGGCUGCCACACUGAGGACACUGUCAUGUCAGAAAGCACGAGCUCCAUGUCCGAUUCAACAUCCCAUGACAAUGUAGAGUCUUCUCCCAGUGUGGCUGCUGACCAGCGCUCUCUAUCCCAGCCCCGCCUCACUGUGGGCAGCCCCGACCACAGGAUCAGCAGGAAACUGUCUCCAGUCGAGAUUUACUACGAGAUGCGGACGCGCCGCAACUCUGUCACCAGCUCUGUUAGCCCGAGUCACUCUCUACCGAGGAGUGCGUCAAAUGUUGAGGGUAGAAGUGUUCCAGCGACUCCUAUGCUGGCCCGAACUGCCCCCAUCAGCGUUCAUGUCAGAUCGGAUGCUUCAGGUGGCAGUGCGCUGAAGCAGUGGUCAGGCAGCCUGGAUGUGCCACAUAUGAUCCCGUUGGCGCAGGAGGGCUCAUCCUCUGACCGCCGAGGCUGCCCUUACAGCUCCCGUGCCAGGCGCAGCAACAGCUCCGAGGCUCUGUUGGACCGAUCCAGCCUGCCUGAUGAUCCAGCACCCAGAAACGGGAUGCCCCCUAGAGGAGGGCCUUACAAGAGCUCGGAGACGUUGACUGACGGAAAGCUGCGGCACAUUCACCUGGGGAGCCCUGAGAGACACAUAGAUGGCUCAGUGGACCAGGCCAAAAUGCGUCUGUCCAUGGGUGGCAGAGCGGCGGGGGGAGGCUACAACGAGCUGUUGAUGGACUAUAUCUGGGGAAAACAGCAGAGGAUGCAAGUGCAGCAUCACCUGUACCAGUCCACAGGCAGGAUCUGGCAGGACGUCUCCUCUCCUCGCUCCUCCACUGCAGCGGUGCCCCCUCAUGCCAACGGCUUCUCCCAUUCCCAGGUGCACCUCCCCAGUGCUGCACCUCCAUACAGCCCCAUGGUGAUGAGAGGGUCCCAGGCUGAGCCACGGAGGGUCAAAGUCACCAGAACCAAAUCUUGCGGGCCCUUCAUUCCCUUGCAGCAGCACCCGCAGGACGCCAUCCUGUUGUCGGCGUACGAGUCUCCCCACCCUGCCUCCGGCACCACCACGUCCUCAAUCCCCAAUUUGCUCCCCUACCAGACCGAGCUGUCGGGCCCGUCCUUCAGCCGCAGGCCUCCGCAGUUCUCUCUCCCCACCCCAGAGGACUCAACGAGAAGCCUGCACAAAGCCCUGGCACUAGAGGGUCUGAGAGACUGGUACCUGAGGAACGCCCUGGGUUACCCUCCGGCUGCCUCAAAGGGCCACGAGGCAGGGAUCUCUCGCCUCUCUCACCCCCACCCGCUCGUGCACCAAGCCCAGUCUGUUCAAGGUGAAGCAGUCAACCUCCACAGGGCUCAGAUACCCCAGUCAGCCAGCUUCCACGGUCACCCACUGCAUGGAAGGUCAAUGGAGUUCUCUCUCUAUCAGGAGCCUGCUCAUUCACAGAUGCAAGAGGCGACGCCAAAGGAGCCCAGUGCAGACCCAGGCACCCUGGUCUGAAGCAGCAGAACACACACACACACACACACACAUAAACACACACAUAAACACGUUCACUCACACCAACACACAGCCUCACAUUCACAUACAAACUGACGUAACGUGACCUCAAAAGCUAAGCAAAACAUGGCAACCUCAGCAGAAAAAGACUGAAAUAAACGACAAACUGUAGCUGUACAGUCUGAAAAAGCCUUGGCGAAAUCCCCCCGUUUCAAUUGAGCCCAACAGUGUAUGAGCAGCGUAGGAGCCCAGUGUUUUAAAGUGGAUGUGCACUGGAACUGACUUACUUCCUCUCAGAGCAUCUAACAAUAAUAUGGUCAUGCCGUACUUCAUAUACCGUAUCGUAAUCCUGGUCCAACACGAGCAGUAAUAUCCUUCCUGUCGUCCCUGAAAAAUCUCCCAAGGUAUACUUUUUUACAGAAUAUAUAAAACUCUAAAUUACUAUUUUGUAUCUUCUGAAAUAUAAAGAAUAGUUAUAUUAAAGAGGUAAUUUAUUGCUCAUUAGUCUUGUGAUAUACAAAGAUGUUAUAUGAACUCGCGUCAUUUGACAAGUAUUUAGACAUGCCGGUGAAUGUGUGUUUGUAAUCAAAACUAUAUACACAGCAAAUACAUGUUCCAGUCUUCAUCUGCCAUUAAUUUUGCAGUCGUUUGUAUUUUUCCAUGUUUUGAUGAAUGAACGGGGGCCACGUACUGUAGCUUAACGGAGUAGCGGACGGGAGUGCCUACAUGUUUUAAUAAAACAAGAAGUAAAAACCUUUGUUAAGAACAUUAAAGUGCUUUCUAUUAAUCUGUAAUGCUAGCAUUAAGCCCUCCUGAGCUUACUCUCUCAAUCAAAAAAUGAAAGCAGGUCACGAUGUCACAAAAUUAGGGUACUUGGAAUGAUGUCAUUUAAUGUAAAUUUCUUUUUUUUUUUUUUUUUUUUGUUGGGUUGGGACUCAGCUCAGUGCUGGGUGACAGAUGUAGCUUUCUCUGCGCUGACGUGAAAGAAUAAUUCGAGGAGUUGUAUGAAAACCUGAGGGCUGUUUUGAGACCUACCGUGCGGCGGCGGCACAUUACUGUAUGACAGUAAUUCACGUGGUUCAAAUCAAUUUCUCUGCACCGAGUUGCGGAGGAAUCUGAGUGUCAUACGGAGCACUUUAUGAACAUCUUAAGCCUUAAUUCCCUUGGAAAUUGUCACAGAGAAAGAGGCGAGGAACCGGUGAGGUUUAGACAGGGUUUCAUGACGGGAAAAAAAAUAAUAAUAACAAUGAAAAAGUGGAGUUUUUGUCAUCGUCUGCUGAUGAUUGCCGGUCUGUAUAUAGAUUGUUUUGAUGAGUUUCAAGCUGAUAUUGUACUCCAGUACUAACAAUGUAAUAUUUAAACUAACCACAUAGGACAUAUUUAGUCACAAUAACCCCCCACCUACCCCCGAAAUAAAGUGUGAGCACUAUUGAAUCGGUUGGAAAAAGCGAACGUGUGAACAGAAUAGGGCUGCUGCAGUGUUAAAUGACGGUGUGAGCAGGUCUCACGCCAGACUACUGAAGAACAUAAUGUUUAUUAGAGUUCAUGCUGAUUUUCCGAUUUUGUAAUUGUAAUAAUUUUGCAUUUAAGUGGUUUUACAAGCUCAGCUGUUGUGUCUCUCUCUCUGUAUUAACAUGCUUUUUUUUUAUUGUUCUCAGAAUAGCCAUGUGUCAUAAUAUAUUUCCAGUGUUGAUACCACUUCUGAAAUGUACACAUCAUUAAGGAAACACUGAAAAUAACUGUUGUGGUGUAAACAGAAGUUGAUUUUUUUUUUUUUUUUUUAAAUGCUUUUUAAUAUCUCAGUUUUCCAUUGGAUGUAUUUGAUCUCUGGCCAUCUUGGACUCAUUUGAAUGUAAUUUUUUAGGUGUGUUUUAAAAAAGAAAAAAAAAAAAGUCUCUUUACUGUAUGCCGUUUUCUACUCUAGUACGAGCUGUAGCACACCGUGGAAUGUUCCCUGGUUUCUUCUGCUGUCUGAUGUGUUCACCUUCAUUCAGUAUCCCAGCUUCUUCUAGCUUCUUCCAGCUGGUAAAACCUGAAAUCAAAGACCAAACUGCUGUGCACUGGGGGUCAUAAAUGUAUUUUUCAUAUAUUGUACUCAAUAAGUUGAAAAUAAAUGAUAUAAAUUUAGCUCUAAAGCAAAUCUAUUCAAACUAUAUUGUAUAUUUAUUAACCUAUAACAUUUUGUAGCUAUUUAGCUCUAUCUCGCCAGUGAGAGAAUUGGUAACGUGUUAAAAGCAUUUCACUCAACAGUAUGAAUUGUAUUAAUAUUUGUUUUUGUGUUGUUUUUUUAAUUAUAAUUUUUUUUCUUUUUUAAAGAUAGGCCUACUGAAGUGUAGCUGUUUUCUCAUUCUCUCCUUUCUUCAUGACCAGGCCUGUGAAAUAAGGCUAAGUAGGCUCUAACAGGCCUGUCCUAUACUGUAUGUAUGAGAUGGUGCAUUCAUUCUACUAAAUAAAGUGUCAUGUUGAAAUCA
This is a messenger RNA of Myripristis murdjan (pinecone soldierfish), 4795 nucleotides long. RefSeq names its product coiled-coil domain containing 120b (gene ccdc120b). The transcript has 11 exons. The record is from RefSeq and is a predicted model, not a curated record. NCBI's taxonomy places the organism in Eukaryota, Metazoa, Chordata, Actinopteri, Holocentriformes, Holocentridae. Bases 468 to 2324 code for a protein of 618 amino acids.